Kickxella alabastrina is the source of this 4119-nucleotide messenger RNA. RefSeq names its product P-loop containing nucleoside triphosphate hydrolase protein. Gene Ontology annotation, cellular component: membrane. Lineage: Eukaryota; Fungi; Kickxellomycota; Kickxellomycetes; Kickxellales; Kickxellaceae. The transcript has 3 exons. Gene Ontology annotation, biological process: transmembrane transport. The record is from RefSeq and is a predicted model, not a curated record. Bases 1 to 4119 code for a protein of 1372 amino acids. Gene Ontology annotation, molecular function: ATPase-coupled transmembrane transporter activity; ATP binding; ATP hydrolysis activity.
AUGUCAGCCGAUUUCAUUGCGGCAAACGCCGGCAUCGCAAUUGAUAUUGUUGUGUCAAUGGCAUGCCUUGUGUCAAUGUUUAGCGCCAAACCUACCAGGCGCAAAGACAAGCCCGCACCUCUACUGAUUGCUCUAGGCAUUAUCAACGUGGCACUUGUAACCCAGAGCGCGUUCAUCAACUCAGUAGUCCUUACUGCCUCUUUGUCUGCCACAGUCUCACUGACGGCGUAUUCGGCAUUUUGCCAUUAUUUGAACACCAGCUGCAGCAGCAGCAAUGCGCUCGCAUGUCUUCAUUUGGCCAGACUUUACCGAUUAGUCCAGUUGCCACUACUGCUGUAUCUGCCAACAACCGCAGCCAGUGCGGCAAUUCACCUUUGUCUUGCGUGGUAUGCGCUGGAUCCGCAGUUGAAAAGCAUCAUUGUGUUCCAUCUCAAGGGCGUGUGCGCACUUGAUGGGUUUGUAAUUGUCAAGAUUUCCCGCGGUCGCAACCUUGUCAUUGACGAUCUCACCAACCGCAGCUUUGAAAAGAAAUUUAGCGAGGACAGCAAGAAAGCGGUGUUUGACCCAAGACAGAGGUUCUUUAUCAUCCGCGGGCUAAUCAUGGCCGAGUGGAAGGGGCUUGCCACGAUGCUUGUUGCUGAUACACUUAUUAAUGUAGCACUUCACUGGCGCAAACUCCUGUUUGUUGGCAUUCUUGCGGCCAUAAGCACCCCGGGCCCUGUUGACUUCCCGAGCUUGGCUGUGCUUCUUGUUAUCUGGCAACUGUUGUUAUUCGCUCAUAUAGCCAGUGAUUAUAUCUCAACCACACGGGAUUUAUUGAAGAAGAAGAUGCAUGCACUUCUUCGUAUUAAAUCGCUGGAGUUUUUUAUGGCGUCCAAUUGCAAUAUUAACAGCACGUGGACCUUUAAUAGUCGGAUUGAAGACAUUGUGUUCGGCAUUUCUUCUCUUCUUGGCGCCCUCAGUUCAGCGUUUGGUCAGUUCUUCAACGUGUGGAUCAUCUACAGAGAGAUCGGCUGGCAUAUUACCAUUCCCGUCGUUAUCACCCUCACUCACCAACUGUUCUCCCACUUGGUUUCCCAAAAGAUCGAGCACUUGAGACAACUAAAUAGGGCGACCAGGGUGCCCAGGUUUCAAGAUGACUACUUCAACAUAAUCGACAACAUUCGCACAAUCAAGUGUUAUGCCUGGGAAAAGGUGUUCAUGGGUGCGAGGUCGUGGUAUGACUUGCCGGAGUAUGUGCCGCCAAUGGCCUGGAAUAUGGCAAGCUACAGUGUCGACCUCAUUGGGUGCGCGUCCUCACAGAUUUCCGCGGCGCUGACAAUUAUCAUUUUCUUCAGCACGUCCAGCAAACCAGUAUCAUAUGCAGGCGUCGCAUUGCUAAUGGGUUCGAUUGACUCGCUCACAGAAUUCACAAAAAAGAUUGCUUCCGUUGGAAAAGAAAUUGCCAAAAUCAACAAGGGCGUGGCCUUCAUGCAGACGCUUGUCGAUGAUGAGCAAAAGGUAUUCAUUACACACGUACCAGAGACCUCCGAGGAUGGCGUUGCGGUGGAGCUCGACAACUGUGUAUUAAGCUGGGGCGAGAACAAGUUUGCACUGGAUCCAAUCACGAUGUGCGUCAAGGCUGGCGAGUUUGUCACGAUUAUUGGGCGUGUUGGCGGCGGCAAGUCAUCGCUCCUUUCAGGGCUGUGUGGCGAGAUGCCCGUGGUUGGUGGACAUGGCCGCGUGUACGGAAGAAUUGGCUACGUCAGCCAGAAGCCGUACAUUAUGAACGACACAUUUCGCGAGAAUGUGCUCAUGGGCGCCGAGUACGACGAGAAGUGGAUGCACCAGGUGCUGGAAGCAUGCGCCCUGUCCGAGGAUGUCGAGCAGUUUGCAGCUGGUGAUCUGUCAGAGAUUGGAUACAAAGGCAUUAACCUGUCCGGUGGUCAAAAGGUGCGACUGGCACUAGCGAGGGCGCUAUACCUAAAAGCAGAUGUUUACAUCUUCGACGACUUGCUUGCGGCUGUCGAUGCGCGGGUCGAGCGCCUCAUUGUUGAGCGUGUUUUGGCAUCUGGCGGCAUCAUUGGCGGCAAAGCGCGCAUUCUAGUCACUCAUGCCGAGCAUCUAGUGCCACUGAGCAGCAAGGUCAUUACGCUUGCAGAGGGGCAUGCUGAGAUUUCCGAGCAGCAGCCGGUUGAUUUUGUGUCUCUUGUCAACACAGAUGAGCACAUCUCCGAAUUGUCAACAGAGAACGACUCGCCCAGAAUCGCUGACACCAAAUCCAGCGAGUUUACUAUUUACCCCAAGCUGAAGGACCCGCCGUUCAAGAUGUGGCAGCUGUGGAGGUUUACCAAGCUCAGCGGGUACGAGGCUGUCGCCAUUGUAGUAUUGAUCCAGCUUGCCAAAGUUUAUGCCAUCUACUAUGCUGAAAGCUUGCGAAUCGAGCUCAUGGUCGACAGCAAUCCCGACACGAUGCGCCAGUCGAUGAGCAGGUAUCUAAUUGUCAAUGCGCUUAUAGAGAUUGGUCGCAUGCAGGUGAACUCAUUUGAGUUGUGGAUCAGGAAGGUUUUGUGGACCAAACCCCUGUCAGAGCAGAUGCGUCGCAAGCUUGUCGGUUUAUUUCUUUCAAUGCCGCUCACAGUGGUUGAGGGUCUCUCUCGCUCCCAAAUUAUCGACAUACUUAUGAACGACCAGUAUCGCAUCACCCGUUCUCUUCCUUAUGUCUUGUGCAACUCUGUGUUUAACGGGUUUUCAGCUGCUACUUCCAUACUUCAGGUCAUGAAGACAUCGCCAAAAGUUCUGCUGCUGUGUUUACCCAUGCUUGGAGCGAAUGUCUCGUAUCAAAUGCUUUCUAAUGCCCUGGAUACCGUAGUUUGGGGCCUGGGAAUCAAGCACUUUUAUCAGCAUUCUGAUAAAUUUAACAGUGUGAUCCUUCAAAACAGAACUCUGCUUCGGAUUCACAGAUGCGCUGACCAGUACCUAGACCGCUUCAGAGCCUCGAUUGCCGACAGGGUAUACUACAAUUAUUUGCGCAGUCGAUUGCUUGGGUCGAAUUGGAUUAUACGGACCAUUUGCACAGAGCUCAUCCGCAGCGGAAUCUUGCUCUUUAACAUUCGUCGGCGUCUUUACACUGGCACACCUGUGCUCGCUGGAGAGGUCGACGUGAUGAUAUCGUUGGCGCUGAAUAUGUUUAGUCGUGUAAAAAGUCUAUCCUGGAUCAUCAAUGGCUUUGGGGAUAACACCCGUUCACUUUCCCGCUACUACCAAUUUACUGAACAGUUGGAGCGCGAGGCACCGGCGGUCAUUGAGAAUGCAAGGCCAGAGCCCAGUUGGCCGCAGAAUGGCGUGGUUGAGUUCCACGAUUACAGCAUGCGCUACCGCUCAGAGUUGGACCUGGUUCUCAAAGGGCUCAACUUUUCGGCACGAGGCGGCGAGAAGAUUGGCAUUGUCGGCCGCACGGGUGCAGGCAAGAGCUCGAUCACAUACGCACUGAUGCGCUUGGUCGAGUCAGCUAGCGGCCAGAUCAUCAUCGACGGCAUUGACAUUUCGACAAUCGGACUGCAGGACCUCCGGUCGCGCAUUGCCAUCAUUCCGCAGGACCCGGCACUGUUUGAAGGAACCGUCCGCGACAAUCUUGAUCCAACCAACAAGUACACUGAUGAAGAAGUCUGGGCGGCUAUUCGUGCAGGCCAGGUUGGCGAUAUUUUCGAUACUCCAACAGAGAAGUACGAAAAGCCCCCGGAUGACGAAUAUUCCAACAAAGGGCCGUGGGUUGAGGGUGUCGGGCUGAACAAAUGGGUAGAAGACGGCGGAGGUAACUUCAGUGUCGGGCAGCGGCAACUCAUCAGUCUUUGCAGGGCUCUGCUUUGGCAGCGCAAGAUUGUCAUUCUGGACGAAGCGACAGCCAACAUGGAUUCCAAGACUGACCAGGUUAUGCAGGAGGUGAUCCGCCGCGAGUUUAAGGACUGCACUGUGUUGACCAUUGCACACCGACUAGGCACUGUGAUGGAUAGCGACCGCAUCCUGGUGAUGGAUCACGGCCAGAUGGCAGAGUUUGACUCACCUAAAAACCUACUUGCUGACAAGAACAGUCAUUUCUCGCAGUUGGUCGAGAGCAUGAAUCUCAACCAGGGCAAUUGA